AUGAAGCAAAUCCUUCAUCAGUGCCUGGAGCGAUGCCACUCCCGCGGCCAUGACUCCGCCAUCACUGCUCAGGGCGACAGCGCGGCGGGGAGCAGCGGCGCGAGCAGGCAGGCUGGCACGGCCGGCGCUGCGGACGUCGGCGGCGCGAGCAGUGGCCGCAUCAGCAGCAGCAGCAGCAGCAGCAGCAGCAGCAGCAGCAGCAGCAGCAGCAGCAGCAGCAGCGGGGCAGACGACACUGAAUCGAGCGAGGACGAUAUGGCCAUCAUCGCAGGCACGGCAGAGAGGCGGGCCCAGCUUGGCGUCACCGCUGAAGCCGCUGGGCCGUCGGACGCAAGCAACGACGAGAGGACCGCAGCAGACUUUGAGGCCGCCAACCGGAUUGCACUGGCUGGAUUCCAGGCACUGAUCCGCGUCGUCCGCCGCGACGGAGGGGCCUCCCAGGCGCCCCCCUGA
Monoraphidium neglectum is the source of this 453-nucleotide messenger RNA. RefSeq lists its product as hypothetical. The record is from RefSeq and is a predicted model, not a curated record. The coding region runs from base 1 to 453 and encodes 150 amino acids. The transcript has 2 exons. Lineage: Eukaryota; Viridiplantae; Chlorophyta; Chlorophyceae; Sphaeropleales; Selenastraceae.